GUAGAAACAUCAGGUUGAUUGAACAGAGAAAAGAAAGAAACAAACCCCAUUAAUUUGGUGCACCCCAGACAAUUAACUGAACUCCCCUGUCCACUGCCAGAGUAACAUACACUGCCCCCUGCUCUUCCCACCCAGAAAUAUUGCAGCCCCUCCCUCCACAGCUGCUGCUCUCCAAAGCACCUCCUCCUGCCCAUAUCCCUGGCUGAAUCCUAUCCCCAUCAGCUUGCAGACAGAGCAGGCACAGAGACACUGAGCAAUACUUAAGUCUAGGUGAGUCCUCAUCCUGGGGAGAGAAAUUAACCAGAGAUAAUGUUCUAGAUAUGUCUUUUAUAUAUAUAUAUAUACAUAUACACCUUGUCACAGUGUUUAAAAACCCCAGCAAAUGAUUUUUAGGAAUCUUUCAUGAGAGCUCCUCUGUCAACACUGCCCUACAAGCAAUGGGUGGGAAUCAGCCUGGCUAGAAGGGAGACAGAGACAGCACAAUUUCCUGUCACGACCAAUAUAUUUGCUAAUAAUGCAUCUUGGCUUUCUCCUCCCAUGCUUCCACGGGGAUGGUGCAUUCCUUCCUCUCUGGCAGUGAUCCUUUGGGUCCCCCAGGUCCAGGCGGUGUGGGCCUGUGUCAGGUCCUGCCCCACCAGCUGUGUGUGCACCCAGGAGCGGAGCUGCUCCGUCCUCUGUGAUCGCGCCGGCCUGGGGCAGAUCCCUGCUCAGUUCCCUUGCGAAGCCACCUCUAUCAACCUGGACAAAAACAGCAUCAAGUUUCUCUCGGAGAGAGCCUUCGGGACCUUGCCUUCCCUCAAGUCCCUGUCACUCAACCACAACAACAUCUCCUUCAUCACCCCAGGGGCUUUCAAGGGGCUGCCCAGCUUGACUGAGCUGAAGAUGGCCCACAAUGAGUACAUUCGCUAUCUGCAUACUCGGACUUUCACUGCCCUCAGACGGCUGGUCAGGCUGGACCUGGCAGACUGCAACCUUUUCAACAUCCCAGACAGGAUCUUCAUUGAGCUGCAUGCACUGCAGGAGCUGUUCUGCUUCCAGAACAACUUCCGGAGGAUCCCGGGUGCCAUCAGGGGCAUGGAGAACCUGACCCACGUUUACCUGGAGAGAAACAGGAUUGAAGCGGUAGCCUAUAACUCCCUGCAGGGCCUGACCAAACUGAAAUACCUUAACCUGCAGGACAACAGGAUAAAUGUCAUUCACGAACGAGCUUUUAAGGGCUGCCAGAAGAUGGAGUACCUGUAUCUUAAUGACAACUGGCUCAGCGAGCUUCCAGAGAACUCCUUUGAUGGCCUGAGGUGCCUGAAGAUGCUCAACCUUGGGGGGAAUUUCCUCAGGAACGUUUCCAACACCUGGUUCAGGGACUUGGGGGAGCUGGAGGUCCUCUACCUGGAUCGCAACCGGAUCAACUACAUUGAGGAAGGGGCUUUUGAAAACCUCACCAGCCUGGUCGCCCUGCACUUGAACAGCAACAACCUGACGACCCUGCCCUUCUCCGUCUUCCAGCCGGUGUACUUUCUGGGGCGGCUGUACCUCUUCCGCAACCCUUGGGACUGCGACUGCCGCAUUGAGUGGCUGAAAGAGUGGAUGGAAAACUACAGGCUCGUCAGGGAUAUUCCCUGUGCCUCCCCCUCCUCAGUAGCUGGGAUUGACCUGAUGGACGUUCUCUACGAGAGAUCACCAGAAGGUUACUGUCUUGACCCGGUGGAGCUAAAUGUCACCUCCGAAGGCCCGACCCCAAGUGAAGAGCCUUGGUCUACCACAGAGAGCAAGUUCAACAGCCUUAUCUCUAAACUCUUGCUCCAGAUGGGCCUUCCCGAAGAGGUGGCAAACACAACUGAAGCUUUCAGUAACACCACACAGCUGGAAAGCCUGACUGAUGGGGUCUCUUCUGGGGUGGGGGGAAACAGUGUUGAAACAGCCUCCUCUUUUUGCCUCCCAGCACUCCUUACAGUGGCUGUUUUGCUGAUUAAUUAGUCUAAGGGCUGCCUGGAGCAUGGGUCCUGCUUGAGUGUUUAGUCCCUGUACCUUCCUAGUCAUUAGGGAAAAGUUCAUAUUGUGGGCCUUGAAUACGCACUUGGCUCCACAAAAUCCUGAGCGGGUUGGUUUGGAUCUGGCUGCACAUUCCUCUCAGAGCUGGUUGGAUCUGGUUCAAGGCUGAGUCCCAUGCUGAGUGAGAAACCUGCCCCAUGGGAUCUCAGAGCCUCCCGGACACUCGCAGAGCUGUGUUUGAAGGUGAGAAAUGAAUAGCACUGAGAUUGAGUUUUGUUUAGGGAUGUCCAGUGUCCCUUCUUGGGAGUAAAGGAGUCUGUGGGGAUGGUGUUGCUGUGCUGCUUAUUCUGUUGGUCCAACUCCAGCUGACCCAACUAUUGACUUUAUUAGAGCAAGAUGAGGCAGCAAAACUCUCUUCAUAUUCUGAUAGAGACUCAUGGCAGGUGAUGCUGAAGGCUGGAGAUUUCAACCAGCGUGUGUAGGGAAGAGGCUCUUUCUUGGGCAGUGUUCGGGGAUGUCUUCAUGAAUGAUCAUCAGGAAUGACCAUCAUCUGGGGAAGGUGCCUGCCUCAGGGAGGGGUCUGGGUUGGGCAUGGUGUUUUGGCCAUGACUACAGCCAGCAUAUUAAACCUUUCUCCCCCCUGGACAGGUGCAUGACAAUGAGACAGACCCAUUGUCAAAACAGUCUCUGGGGCAAAGAUACUUAACAGCUUACUUUUUAAUGUCAUUUUUAAUGUGGUUUUAUUUUUCAAUUAAUAUAUUGUUUCAAGGAAUAUAUAAUUUUUAUUUGUACAUUAUUUCAUGGCAGGACAGUGUAUGGUAAUAACAAAUGCAACCAGGCCCUACUAAAUAUUUUGUAUUUUCACCACUAAUAUAUACCACAUAGUGUGUUAUAUUAUGCUCUACUAACAAACUAUUUUCUUUUAUAUAGCACCUUACGUGUUUUAACUUUGAUAUCGUCAAUGAA
Molecule: messenger RNA, 2955 nt
Organism: Calypte anna (Anna's hummingbird)
Lineage: Eukaryota; Metazoa; Chordata; Aves; Apodiformes; Trochilidae
Gene: NYX
Product: nyctalopin
Exons: 1
Coding region: 403-1974 (523 amino acids)
Cellular component (GO): plasma membrane
Molecular function (GO): protein binding
Source: RefSeq, a predicted model, not a curated record